AUGAAAGUGAUUCAAUUAGGCGGUGCAAACGAUGGAUUAUGUCACUUUCUAAGCUUCAAUGGCUUUGAAAUGCUGUUAGAUUGCGGUGUGAAGAUGCAGUCACUUCAAUGUGAUUCACAACAGUAUGGUAGCUCUAUAUACCAUUUGAAGCUUCCAGCAUUACAUUCAGUGGACAUCGAAGCCUUGGAUAUUGUACUAUUGUCCAAUCAUCUCACUUUAUUGGCUCUACCAUUAUUGACGGAAGUUUUGGGCUUUAAAGGAAGAAUUUACGCGACAAAGCUCACGAUCGACUUUGGUCGAGUGGUUUUAGAAGAAUUGGCGUCAUUGAAUCAAGGCAAGAAUAAUGCUGUUUUUACUACUGAGAGUGUAGUGGACGGGAUGGAGGAGACAGAAAUGGUAAUGUUUUCGUUGGAAGAGAUUGAAAAAUGUUGCCAGAAAAUCUGUUGUGUAGAAUACAGCGAGGUUGUAACCAUGGCCUAUGGUGUACAAGUUACAGCAUUGAGUUCAGGAUAUAGCUUGGGUGCGAGUAUUUGGCUUGUGGAAGGACCGAACGAUCGACUGGCGUAUGUAGCAGCAUCCUCGGGAGACUACAAUCGUCACCCAAAAGAACUGGAUCUGCUGCCACUAAUUGAUUGCGAGACUCUACUUUUGACAGAUUUGAAACCAGACCGUGAUCCGCAUGCCAAUACGGAACGCAUGAUGGAACGAGCACUCAGUGGAGUAACUCGCGUGCUCGAGCGCAGCGGCGUUUGUAUCGUAAUAACAUCGCCUUGUGGUGUAAUGUUUGACCUUGUGGAAGCUGUGUGUGCUGCAUAUCGACACAACAAACAUAAUGCUCCUAUGUACUUUAUCUCGGACUAUGCGUCGCGCGUUAUGGAGCUUACGCUACUUGGAGCCGAAUGGCUUUGCGAGAAGAAGAUUGAAAAAUUAUAUGCAGGUGAAGACGCAUUCUUGCACGAGUCUUUGCUGAGAAGCAACUUGUUUCAUGCAGUUGCGGAAGUUUCAGCAGCCACAGCUGCUACUUUGCAGAAUGGAAGUAUUCUUUUUGUCGGGCAUCCAUCUCUGAAGUUCGGACGGGCACCGGAAUUAAUCCAUAUGUUAGGAAACGACAGUCGCAACGCUAUUCUUCUGAUCGAUCCAUCAGUUGAGCCGACCGAGGCUUUUGCUCCAUUUCAAGAUUUGAAGAUUGAAAAGAUUGCUUGCUCAAUCGACCCGCGAUUAAGCUGUGGUGAUGCCAAUCAGCUCAUAGCCCGCUGCUCUCCCCACAACUUGAUUGUUCCUUACGAGUAUACCAUUGCAUCACCAGCAAGUGCAGUAGAAGGAGACACAAUGUCAUCACAUUUUACGCGCGUACUUCCACUCCACGAACUGAUUGCAGCAAAGUCGAAGACGGAGCUGCUAACGUAUCCCAUGAAACAGUUUGAGCCGAUUGUGAUCGAAAAAGCAUCAAAGUAUUUGGAAGGAAGGCUCGAUCCAAAGCUUGCUGCACAGGUCCCAAUCACGGAGGUGAACGGAAAAGCGGCGGCAUGUAUAAGUGGCGUGCUCAAUGUGAAGCGGAAAGCAUUUGUGUUAGAACCAUUUCCAAUGGCUCCUGUCACACCGCCAUCCUCGUUGACGAGUAACGAAUCGAAGCCAAAGGGAUCGGGAAAGCGCAAGGUGUCAACGAAUAUGGACUCAAUUUCUAGCGGUACGCUCCAGAGUUUUAACUACGAGCAAAAGAGCAGCUUCCUCUUGGGCCAGGUGGAUGAAGAUAAGCUGACGAAGCAAGUGAAAACGCACGAUCCACAAGCACAGGUGUACAUUUCACAAGGCCAAGGAGAUGCAGACGUGUUCAUGAGCAUCCCUUCGCUUGAAGCCCGAAUUACAUUGUGGAAAGAAACCGGGAAGACACUGGUCGAGACAGAAAAAGAGGAUGCUCGUGCCUUGUUGACGUCAUUCAUCUUGGCACAGCUCGUAGUCAUCGCCCAAGGCUAG
Messenger RNA from Peronospora belbahrii, 1974 nucleotides. Lineage: Eukaryota; Oomycota; Peronosporomycetes; Peronosporales; Peronosporaceae. The record is from the annotation of a GenBank genome assembly.